AUGACUUCGGAAUCGUUUAUAAAUACCGGCAAUUCGAGCGGGAACUUGUUAGUGGGCGAGCCGAUGGUGAAUAGCAUGGGAGGGUUGAACGGUAUGGUGGGCGACAUGUCCAUCAGCAUGCUUAAGAUCUCCAACAUUCCGUCGGACUUGACGCAGCGGGAGGCCACGACGAUUUUUUCGUUGGUGAUCGAUGACAUCGUCAACAUUGAGAUCAAGGACUUUAUGGUGUUGGCAUACUUCAAGAACUACCAGACAUGCUUGACCACGGGCAAAUUGCUUGACGGAAAGUACAUUUUUGGUAAGGAAUACGCUCCCAUCAAGAUUGAUUACGACCAGGUGAUAAAUUCCCCUAACAGUAUGCCAUCUGCUGGCUUGAAUUCCAACUUCAACAACUUGAGAUUGUCACAAUCUCUGCAGCCGCCUCAAUCGCAACAACAGCAGUCGCAGGCUGACUUCCAGAAGAGGCAGCUGAUUGGUAACCAACGAUCCAGAUUCUUAUUCAGCGACCCAUUCCUGGGCUCAACUACCCCUAACCAACAGUCUUCUUCUAACCAGCCUCAUCCGUCGAUCGACUUGUCUGAUUUGACGGGUAAGUCUAUCUUGUUGAUGGAUUCACCUCAAGAUGGUACCAGCAAUAAUAAUAACAAUAUUGCUAGAGACCCAUGGAACAGCCAAUUGCCAAUUAACAAUUCGGCUCCUCAAACCCCAGGAGCGUCGUCACUGGCGCAUACGCCUUUCGAAUGGAAUUCGAGCCAGUCGCAGCCUCAGACUCAACCCCAAUCGCAGCCCCAAUCGCAGCAACUUCAAUCGGGGUCCAACGACAGGAGAAGAACGUCGUCAGCGUUCUUCAAUAACAAUUUGAUGCCUACUUUGAAUCCUAAUUUGCCAUUAAACUCGAUUAAUUCAAUUUCAUUACCGCAAGCAAAUCAACAGCCUUCACAACCAUCGAGUCAACCAUCAAGUCAACCAUCAAGUCAGACUUCAAGUCAGCCAUCGAGUCAGCCUCCUAGCCAGUCAGCCAACCAGCAACCUGCAUCCCAACAAGGUUCGUCAACUCAGUUGUCGCCUUCUUCAGGUCAAACUACCCCAACUAAUAAAUCCAAAGACGUUCCUGAUUUAUCAUUACUCGCAAGAGUUCCACCUCCGGCUAACCCAGCGGAUCAGAAUCCUCCUUGCAAUACUUUGUACGUAGGUAAUUUACCACCUGAUGCCACAGAACUGGAACUUCGGGCAUUAUUUUCACCCCAAAAGGGUUUCAGAAGAUUGUCUUUUAGAACUAAAAACCAAUCGCUGUCAAAUCCAAAUCAAAGUAGCAAUCAUAAUCAUGGACCAAUGUGCUUUGUGGAAUUUGAAGAUGUUGCCCAUGCUACUAGAGCUUUAGCUGAAUUAUACGGAAGAACAUUGCCAAGAAGCGGUGGUAGCAAUGGUAAAGGUGGCAUAAGAUUAUCGUUCUCUAAGAACCCAUUGGGUGUAAGGGGUCCUGGUAAUCCAAGAAGAGCUUCAAAUAAUCAAGUAUCUACUUGUUCUACUGCGUCAUCUUCAAAUUCUAAUGGUAUUGGCAAUUACGGCUACCUGAAUUAUUCGAAAUAA
This is a messenger RNA of Debaryomyces hansenii CBS767, 1590 nucleotides long. RefSeq names its product mRNA-binding protein (gene WHI3). The transcript has a single exon. NCBI's taxonomy places the organism in Eukaryota, Fungi, Ascomycota, Pichiomycetes, Serinales, Debaryomycetaceae. The coding region runs from base 1 to 1590 and encodes 529 amino acids. Gene Ontology annotation, molecular function: mRNA binding. The record is from RefSeq and is a predicted model, not a curated record.